AUGCCGGCGCGCGGCGGGCGCGGGGUCCUGCUGGGCCUGGCGGUGGCGGCGGCGGCGGCGGCUUUGGCCGCGCGGCUCCUGGGCUGGGGGCGGCCGCGCGCCGCCGUCCGCCUUUUCCUACCGGAGGAGCUGGCCCGCUACCGGGGCGGCCCGGAAGACCCGGGCCUCUACCUGGCGUUGCUCGGCCGCGUCUACGACGUGUCUUCUGGCCGCAGGCACUACGAGCCCGGGGCUCACUACCGCGGCUUCGCAGGCCGCGACGCCUCCAGAGCGUUUGUGACUGGGGACUACUCUGAGGCAGGCCUUGUGGACGACGUGUCUGACUUGUCCCUCUCAGAGAUGCUCACGCUGCAGCACUGGCUUUCAUUCUAUGAGAAGAAGUACACGUUUGUAGGAAAGGUGAUUGGACGCUUCUACGGAGAGGACGGGCUACCCACCCCAGAGCUGACCCACGUAGAAGCCAUGAUCACCAAAGGCUUGGAGGCCAGUAAACAGGAGCGCAAAGAGAAGCAGCAGUUCCCACCGUGCAAUGCUGAGUGGAGUGCAGCCAAGGGCAGCCGCUUCUGGUGUUCCCAAAACAGCGGAGGUGUGAGCCGAGACUGGAUUGGCGUCCCCAGGAAGCUAUAUAAGCCAGGGGCCAAGGAGCCCCACUGUGUGUGUGUGAGACCAACCGGCCCCCCGAGUGAGCAGACACCCAGUGAUCCCACCCACAGAAACCAUGGGGACUUGGACCACCCUGGCCUGCAGGAGUACCCAGGUUGCCCACCUCUGGCCACCACAUGCUCCUUCCCACUCUGAAUUGGUGCCCUCUGUUGAUACCCAGCAGAACCCUGCCCCGAGAGGCACCUGGCCCCUGCUGAGAAGGACUGGUCAUUGUCUGCACAUGCGCCUCAGCCUCCUCCCCACAGAAUACUUUUCUGGUGGGCAGGGCAGGAGCCAGGCAGCGGCACUGGGCAGCGGCACUGGGCAGCGGUUCGCACUCUCCCCCUGUGGGCCUGUGCUGCCUUUCUUCAGAAGCUUGCGGACUGACCUCACUGAACAGCUGGACAACAAAAACAAAUCUCAGAGCUCCAGUAGCUGCCUUCCCCAGGGCUGGCUGCACGUGCUACUGGCCUGGGCCCUGCAAGGACAUGCAGAGCAUCGGCCAAGGAGGACCCCCAAUGGCUACCAGUGAUCCUUGGCUUUGAUGGCCUUUCUCAGGACGGUAUCUGCACCAGAGAGGCUUGGCUGCAUCUCCAGGGAGUGGCCGGCACUGGGCCCCUUGGGACGCAGUCGUGUGAGGGGAAAGGCUCAUGCUACAAUCGGAGCAUCCUGAAUGGAGCAGCCCUGUCAAGGACACUGGCCCUGUUAGGUUUUCAAUCAGAUGGGGCAUGUUUUCUAAAGGGAGAGUCCUGCAUUUUGAGCCCUGGUUGUUCUGCAGUUAUUUCAAGGUAAGCAGAGAGCACCAUGCCAAACUUGGGGUCAGGCUGCAGUGGCCAGUGCAGACAGCCCUGGUGUACGCAUGCAGAACACAUACCCAUCACCCCUGGAAUUUUUAAAAAUUACUUUUUAUUGCAAAGUCAGAUAUACAGAGAGGAAGAGGAGACAAAG
Molecule: messenger RNA, 1590 nt
Organism: Ochotona curzoniae (black-lipped pika)
Lineage: Eukaryota; Metazoa; Chordata; Mammalia; Lagomorpha; Ochotonidae
Product: neuferricin
Exons: 4
Coding region: 1-798 (265 amino acids)
Cellular component (GO): endomembrane system; membrane
Source: RefSeq, a predicted model, not a curated record